Molecule: messenger RNA, 3520 nt
Organism: Brassicogethes aeneus
Lineage: Eukaryota; Metazoa; Arthropoda; Insecta; Coleoptera; Nitidulidae
Source: the annotation of a GenBank genome assembly
AUGAAGGGCAAUGGUGCUUGUUGCGCUUCGUGCGUCCCGCUGAUAACGCCGUCGAGUCUAACCGUGUCGGCGAGGGGUCGCGUGAAAUUGGGCCAAGAGACCGGCGGGGGCCGAUUGGGCCGCGGUACGCCGCCGGUGCACCUGGCGGGCUACUUGGCGCCCGAAUACCGCCCCAACAAGAAAUGCUCCGACACGGAGGUGGAGAAGAUGUGGAUAUUCGCAUUGGGCGAGACCCUGAAAAGGGCGACAGUUCCCAACCACCAGUCCCCCUCGCGGAUAAGUGACGAACUCAGUCGGGUGCUUGCGGACAUGACGAAACUCAAUGCCUCGUCCAGGGCCUCUCUGAUGCAUCUCCUGGAUACAAUAUCAGAAUAUUGCAAAAACAAACAGCAGAAAAAACCUUUUUCUCAUAUUGUCAUGGAUUUGCAUCAGGAAGUCAUGGCUGCUUUAGAAGUGACUUCAAGCGAGUCGACCGCGGACGCGUUAGCAACGAUACCGAGAAGAUGGAUGGGUCUGGCGAGUAGGAACCAGCAACGGCAGACGAGAGAGGCCAGCACCAGCAUGGAGGAUCUGGUCGCGUGCGCUGCGACGUUGCCAAACCAGCCAGGGAACGUCGUGAGACCGAAGUCGUUGUGCGUGCCGAAUACGAGAAACUUUCAUCAUCUGAAUGAAGAUGGCGGUUUUGAGAACCGAAGGGACGAUGCCAAGGAUCACAUCAAUACCCAAGCGAAGCUCUCCAGAGUUACCACCGCAGCUCCGCGCAUGAGAGUCCGGAGGAAUCCAGUGCAUCGGGCCGCCUCUCGAUUGUACAGGGCCGGGAGCGAGGGCCCGCCGAGAAUCCGGUGCCCCGACGCGACUCCGGCGAGAGACUGCGUCGGACCGGAGUUCGUGGUCAGGGCGUCUCUCCCCAGCAAACAUCUCACGAUGCCGGACUCCAAAGGACCGAAGAAAACCGUCACCGUCAUCAUGCUGAACGGGCAAAAGUUGGACGUCCUCUGUAACCUCAACACGACCACUGCUGGACAACUGUUUGAGAUGAUUGUGCAAAAAGAACAAGUAGAGGAAAACUUCAUGCUGGGCCUGUCGGCUCUUAUAGCCGGCGAUUUCGUAUUUUUACCCUCGGACACCAGAAUCUACAAGGCGUUCCGCCACGAGCCGAUGCAAGCGGCCUCGCUGACGCUCUUCAUGCGCGUUCGCUUCUUCUUACCGAGCCUCAGAGGCGUGAGAGGCGUGCAAGCGCGACACCUGCUCUAUUUGCAGCUGAGGAGGUCCAUACUCGAGCACCAGCUGCCCUGCUCCUUCACGCAGCUCAUCGAGCUCAACGGUCUGGCGCUACAGGCCGAGUUUGCGGACUAUAACGAAAGGGAGCAUGGCACCCGAGAUUACUUCCUAAUAGAGCAUUAUGUGCCUGAAACGAUGUCGAGCAUAAUACAGGACUCGAAACGCUUAAGGCAGGAAUUAAUAAAGGCGCACAUUUCAAAGACUGGGCUGGACAUUGAAAAAGCCGAGCAAGACUUUAUUAUUGUUGCGCAAAGUCUGCCACAAUACGGGGGCCAUUUUUACACCGCUUUAUGGAUGUUGAAGGACAACAAUAAGGAUGUUUGGCUGUAUAUCAGCUCGCAGGGUAUAAAUUUGUAUGAACGGGGUCCUUCGACGAGCAACUGCGGCCCAUUGUUGUACGAGAAAUUUGAGUGGAGGAGCAUUCAAACUUUGUGCUAUAGCAAACAUUACUUGUGCAUUAUACCGCAUAGCACUACGAUGCAGGCGGCCAGGCUAAAAAAGUACAAGCUUAAAAUGGACCACAAAAAGAGCUACUUUACGUUCCGGCUAGCCUCCCUCCACCAUCAAUUCUUCCUCCGUCUCCGAACGGAAUUCACGUCGCUGCAAACUUUAUCGCAUCAGUUCGGCAUUCCGCUAAAAGACAUGAAGAACGAAACCAACUCUCUGUACAAAUUGGAAACGCUGACAAAUCACCUUUACUGCACAAUCGAUAACGACAGCACCGAGUACAGCGUGAACCUUAAAGCGGAACAUCCGCUGAGCAAACGGAGGAGAUCGAAGAGCUUCGAUAAUUUUUCCGAGCUGUUGGAACGGGAGGUCGUAAACGAGGACUUUCAGAACAAACAGAACGAGAGGCCGAGCGUUUUCGACGGCCCCGCUUUGAGAGGAUCGAAGUCUUUGGAGGACGUUAACGUGCCUGGCCAUCAGUACGACUAUUUGGAGGAGAUGUCGCUGCAAUCGGUUUCUUUGCACUGCAGCUCUACUUCCAUGUCGAGGUCGUCGAAUUUGGACCUCGACAGCGGUCCCACUGAUGAAGCAUACAUUAUUGAUUCGACGAUAAAGUCGUGCUCGCAUCAGUUCCUGCCCGACUUCCAGGAAUCCCUGAGCGAGUCGCUGCUGCACAAGCUGAACACGAUGUCGUUCGCCGAGGAGCGCACCAUGUCCGCCGUGACGGUGGAACGCGACGCGAGAGGCAGCCUCGGCGUCCAGAUAACAGAGGGCUCCGACGGCAACGUGUACGUCCAGUCGGUCAUCAUGGGCGGGCCCGCGCACCUCACCGGCAACAUACUGACCGGCGAUCGGGUCAUAGCGGUGGACUCGCGCAACCUGAUCGGCACGAGUAAAAGGGUGGAGUUCGUCGUUUCCAGGUUGCUGCCUUCCAAAGCCAGUCACGCGAUGAGUUUGAGGGCGCGUUGUAAUCUUUCGAACAUCGAAGAGUCGCAUCUCAGGAACAGGAGGAGUCCUGUCGAGAAGCACCUGACGGAAAGUUGCCAUGAUUCCUACAACACCGGGAAACACGCUGGCAAAAGUAUGGAUGUGCCGUAUCACAAACACAUCCGGUAUGAGGUCGAGCACAACAAAAAACAAACCCUCAACAAGUCGAAGUCGAUGUCAAACCUGCACUUUUCGCAAACCAACAACAAGGCCGUUGUUGUUGAAAUGAUCCCAAAGGAAACCACCGACAUAUCCGGCUUCCUCUCACUGGACAGAAAGCUCGUUAAAAAUCAAAAAAUCCUCGACGAUAGCCAGUGUUUCGGUGGGCAAAUCGCACUACCAAGAUCGUUGGGUUUGAGCAGAAAAUGGCGCGGACCAGUUCGAUACCCUGUAACUCCAAUAAAAAAAAUCACACCCAAUCUUGCCACCGAACCAGACGGCGUCUUCGUUAAUUCCGAUGACGAACAGGUUUUUAUCUGACACAAUUUUCCUUUAAAAGUACAUUGUGUGAAUGUAUAUAGUUAAAUAAUUAAUAAAUGUAAGAUAUAUUGUAUGGAUGUUUUAAGUUUUGUAUUACUUUGGUUUUCUUUAGAUAAAAAAACAAUUUAUGUUAUUAUUGGUUUGAGGCUCUAAGAGGAAAAAUUCAAAAAGUAGGUGGCUCUAAAGUCCCCAAACAAAAUGUCUAAACAAAAAAUGUAGGGCGCAACUAUACCAUUGAAAAACACGAUUUUUGCCAUUUAUUUAUACUUAAAAACGCGUGACGUCACGAUGUAAUAAUAUAGAUCUGUAGGAGUCCAAAAACUGA